ACAUAAAGUAAAGCAGCUGUCACACACCAUGGCAUUGAGAAGUCCUUACUCUAAAGAAAUUAAUCUGAACGCUCACCACAAACAAAGGUCUUACGGAGCAUCUGUCUCAUUGGCUGUGAGUGUAUGUGGUCAAAAGGCAGGGACUGAGAAUGGAAUGAGCACCCAAUCCAGAAGACCUGUCAUUGCACAACCGGCUGCUCGGGCCUGGGCAGACAAGCAGGCAGCACUGCAGCAGGACCAGGUUCAACAGGAUAGGAUCUGGAGAGAAUCUGUGGAGGCUGAGCAGAGAGGAAGAAAGAUCUGGUACCAGAACUGGAGUUUCCUAAAGGACUAUGACCAAAUGGGUAAGAAAAAGGAGCAGAAGCCACUGCCAAACUAUUUGUCUGUGUUCUCAAGCAAAGUUCCCAACUCGACCAACCAAACUAUUGGCAGUCGAAUAAAUACUGAACUUGGCAGGGCUCUGGUAAACAUGGACUACUUCUUCAGCAGUGGAGCACGAAAGAGAAAACUUGAGGGUGAGCUCCAGUUUUCCUAGCGCUUCAGUAAAAAUAUAACAGUAACAAAGCAAGUUGAAUCGUUCUAGCCAACAGACUGCAGAGCAUGUAAAAAAAUCCUCAAUCUUUUUCUCAGAGAGACCAAUACUACUGUCUAGCAUGGAUUUUCUUUCAAGAGGAAAGAUGGAUGCUGUCCAACAAUAUCAUAGGAGACAAUCCUCUUCAUAUUUGGGGUGACUGGGCGAUAUACAGCGAGUUAGCACUACAGAUCUCAUCCAUCUUCCCAUGGAAGUCUACAGUAAGGUUGCCACUAACAUCAGAAAGAACAAGGUUACAGCCAAAAGGCAAUUUCUUCCCGAAUUUUUACUUCCUGAAAAUAAACAAUUAAUGGACACCUGCUCAGAUGAGUCCCAACAUAAACAGCAUACUUUCAAUUCCAAAAAUCAGUGCAAUAAAAUGCAACAGCUUCUUGCAUUUCAUGUAGUUAGGCAAGGAUUCAUCAGCCUCUGUUAUCUGUGUGUUUAAGCUUGCUCUAAAGAAUAAAAUUUAAGGCAC
Molecule: messenger RNA, 1049 nt
Organism: Phalacrocorax carbo (great cormorant)
Lineage: Eukaryota; Metazoa; Chordata; Aves; Suliformes; Phalacrocoracidae
Source: RefSeq, a predicted model, not a curated record